Tribolium madens (black flour beetle) is the source of this 496-nucleotide messenger RNA. RefSeq names its product cuticle protein 7-like. Gene Ontology annotation, cellular component: extracellular matrix. The record is from RefSeq and is a predicted model, not a curated record. The coding region runs from base 19 to 465 and encodes 148 amino acids. NCBI's taxonomy places the organism in Eukaryota, Metazoa, Arthropoda, Insecta, Coleoptera, Tenebrionidae. The transcript is spliced from 3 exons.
UUGAAGACUCAAGACAACAUGGAAAAAACAACUGUGUUACUUAUCAUUUUGUCACUUUCAUUCACGUGGGCCUUAGCUGGCUUUGCUUCAAGUGAAAAUGACGAUGACUAUGGGACAUACAAAUUUGAUUAUGGAGUCGAAGACCUUCACACAGGUGACGUUAAAUCCCAUCAUGAGGUACGACUUGGCAAAGAAGUUAGUGGGGUUUAUACUGUGCGUGAACCUGAUGGUACUGUUCGAGUUGUCAAGUACACUGCCGGACCUCACAAGGGUUUUCAAGCCGAAGUUCAUAAAGUGAAACCUUCAGAUUUUGGUAGUACUUCCGGUACUUCUGAUAGUAGGUUUGGAGGUUUCAGUGGCCAAGGCUUAGGUCUUUUGGGUCAAAAUUCAUUACAAGGAGGCGCUAGUGAACAAGCAACUGUAGUACUAGUACCUAUUGGUCCUAAUCAAAACAAUAAUUAUUAAAAAUGCCAUAAUUACUUUUAUACAUUCCUAG